AUGGAUUGGAACAACCCAAUGGCGGUGUUUGGCUUUCCCGACGACCCCCAGCCAAGUGGUGGUGAAGUAGACGACGAAAAUGAUAACUUCUAUGAUGACGCCAACCCCAACGACGACGCUCACCCAGGAGCACCUCAACCGUCGAACCAUGACCAAAACGUGACCACCAACAUGACCCCCAAACCAAUCUCGCAAGCAGAAAAGGAUAGGAACCAGAAGCGAGCCGAGAUGCUGCGGGCCAAGCUGCUCGCACAGCGCCAAAACACGCCCUCCAAAGCAGCAUCUCGAUCCGGUACGCCAGCUCAGAUGAACCCACAACCUGUCGAAGCAGUGUCGUCAGUUCCAAUCGCGCCUAGUCAACCCAUUCAGACACAAUCACAAACAAACAACCCAAUCAAGGAGGAGGUCAAAGAGCAGCCCAAGCCAUCGAGCAACAUUAGCCCUCUCGAAGCUCUGCUCGACCAUGGCAAGGCGUUGGCAGACGAAAAGGCAGCCGCGCUUGCUGCGAGCGAGAACACCAGUUCUGCUACUGCGGAUGAUCUGACGAAGUCAGCGGCUCCAGCGGAGAACCAUCAGAAACCAACCAACACGAACGCCACGCAAGAGGCAGCACAAUGGCCUUAUGAGCACUCCGAGCGUUCUACCAAUCUCUCAGACUCCUAUUAUGCUGAUCUGCCAGCUUGGCUGGAGAUAACAGGGUUCCACGAUGUCGAGUUCCGAACCUCCAAGCUGUCCACAUACAAGGAGCGAAAGGCGCUAGAAGAAGAGGCUGCCCGCAUCGCCGAGAAGCUGGAGAAACUCAAGCAAGCCGAGCAGGAAGCGAUGCAAUCGCUCAGGAUGGCUACGCCCAAGCCAUCAGCCACUACCAUGGCCCCACCGCCACUCCCUGCCACCAUGCCGAAAGAGAUGGCAACUCCCAAGGUCAACGGUACCAACGGUACAAAGCGCGGACAUUCUCCAGCGUCAUUGCCGCCAGAGAAGAUGCGUCGUCUCGAAGACAACAGUGGCUUUCGCAUUCGUGGGGCCAAUGACUCGCCUCUCGAUUCUCGGCCACCACCACUUCGUCGUCCACGUACGCCCAGUCCGGCAGAUCUUGAGCGUCGUAUCUCCUACCCUGACGCCCGCCGUCCGUCUGUCAGCGAGCGUAAAGGUGGUUACAGACCUCCUGGAAGCAGAGGCGAGAGCGUAGAUGCUUUUCUCGAGCGCAAGGGCACAUACAGGCCUCCUGGAAGCAGACGCGAGAGCCGAGACUCUUCUCUUGAGCGCAGGCAGUCCUACUAUCGCGAGGAGGGAGAGAUCGCCUACGACAGCUACACCCCGUAUGAUCCUCCUCCACGUCUCCCCUUCAGCAACACCCGCAACAACUCGAACACCAAGGCACCACAGUACCGAGGCAGUGUACUUCUGGAUCUUCGCAAAGGCGGUGUACGAUACUUUUUGAUCAAGUCUUGGAAUCACGAGAAUGUGAUCGCUGCGCAACGUGAGAACUUAUGGGCUACACAAGAGAAGAAUGAGGAUCUGCUUGCAGAGGCCUGCAAAACCUCUCGUCAUGUUAUACUACUCUUCAGCGUCAACAAGAGCAUGGCAUUUCAAGGAUAUGCACUCAUGACCUCACCACCAGAUCCCAAGAUGCCCAAGCCUGCGUUCGCCUCAAAGCUCAACUGGGGGACCAGUGCAGCCUUCAGCCUGCGUUGGCUCGGUACUACGUCGAUCCAUUUCCGACUCAUAGGUCAUCUGAAAAACACGUUGAACAAAGACGAGAAAGGCGAAUCAAGAGCUGUGCUUAUUGGCAAAGACGGACAGGAGGUCAGUGCCGAUGCGGGCAUGGGAGUGGUCUGGGCAUUGGACGAGGCAGAGGCUACUGCGAAUGAGAAGGAGAAUCGUCGUUGA
Zasmidium cellare ATCC 36951 is the source of this 1890-nucleotide messenger RNA. RefSeq lists its product as uncharacterized. The transcript has 4 exons. Gene Ontology annotation, molecular function: mRNA binding; N6-methyladenosine-containing RNA reader activity. Gene Ontology annotation, cellular component: nucleoplasm. The record is from RefSeq and is a predicted model, not a curated record. Gene Ontology annotation, biological process: mRNA splicing, via spliceosome; regulation of mRNA splicing, via spliceosome. Bases 1 to 1890 code for a protein of 629 amino acids. Lineage: Eukaryota; Fungi; Ascomycota; Dothideomycetes; Mycosphaerellales; Mycosphaerellaceae.